Onychostruthus taczanowskii (white-rumped snowfinch) is the source of this 8945-nucleotide messenger RNA. RefSeq names its product N-acetylated-alpha-linked acidic dipeptidase 2-like. The coding region runs from base 97 to 2325 and encodes 742 amino acids. The record is from RefSeq and is a predicted model, not a curated record. Gene Ontology annotation, molecular function: carboxypeptidase activity. The transcript has 19 exons. Lineage: Eukaryota; Metazoa; Chordata; Aves; Passeriformes; Passeridae.
UGGGACUGCGGGUGGAAGGAGGAGGAGGAGAAGGAGGAGGAAGGCAGAGUUUGCCAGCCCCCAGAGCCUGCCAGGCUGCGGGGCAGCGCUGACCGAAUGGCCGGGAGCAGGAGCAAGGCCGCCCUCCGUGCGGGGCUCGUGUGCCCCGGGCUGCUCGGCUGCUUCUUGCUGGGCUUUCUUACAGGAUGGUUUACAAAACUGACUGAGAAAAACCCCGACUCUUCAGAUGUGCAUCAAAAUGUGAGACAGAAACUUGUGGCUGAAAUGAAAGCAGAGAAUAUCAGGAAAUUUCUUCGUUCAUUUACCAAGUUGCCUCACCUCGCAGGAACUGAACAGAAUCUUCUUCUUGCCAAAAAAAUUCAAGCCCAGUGGAAGGAAUUUGGAUUAGAUUCAGCAGAACUUGUUGAUUAUGAUGUGCUUCUUUCAUACCCAAAUGAAGAGCAGCCAAACUACAUUUCACUAAUUGAUGAUCAAGGGAAUGAGGUUUUCAAUACAUCAUUGUUUGAACCUCCUCCCCAGGGCUAUGAAAGUGUUACUGAUAUACUACCACCAUAUAAUGCUUUUUCAGCACAAGGAGUGCCAGAGGGAGAUCUGGUGUAUGUGAAUUAUGGCCGUACAGAAGAUUUUUUUAAGCUGGAGCGUGAAAUGGGAAUUAACUGUACAGGAAAGAUUGUUAUUGCCAGAUAUGGGAAGAUCUUCAGAGGAAACAAAGUUAAAAAUGCCAUAUUAGCAGGAGCCCAAGGGAUCAUACUUUACUCAGACCCUGCUGACUACUGUGCCCCAGGAGUAGAUGCUUAUCCAGGUGGCUGGAACCUUCCAGGUGGAGGAGUCCAGCGUGGGAAUGUUUUAAAUUUGAAUGGAGCUGGGGACCCUCUAACACCAGGUUAUCCUGCAAAAGAGUACACUUUCAGGUACAAAGUUAAUGAAGGUGUAGGGAUUCCCAAAAUCCCGGUUCAUCCCAUUGGAUAUCAUGAUGCAGAAGUAUUACUGCGUGCAAUGGGAGGACCUGCAGCUCCAGACAGCAGCUGGAAGGGAAGUCUCAAUGUAUCUUAUAAUAUAGGGCCAGGAUUCACAGGCAACUCUUCUACAAGAAAAGUCAGAAUGCAUGUUCAUACAAGCAAUAAAAUCGCUCGAAUUUACAAUGUCAUUGGCAUCCUCAGAGGAGCUCUGGAACCAGACAGAUAUAUUAUCUUAGGUGGUCACAGAGACUCUUGGGUGUUCGGUGGUAUUGAUCCAACCACCGGUGCCGCUGUUCUGCAAGAAAUCGUACGGAGUUUCGGUAAAAUGAAGAUGGAAGGUUGGAGACCUAGGCGAACUAUUAUUUUUGCUAGCUGGGAUGCAGAAGAAUUUGGAUUAUUGGGUUCCACAGAGUGGGCUGAGGAAAAUGCCAAAGUCCUUCAGGAACGGGCAGUCGCUUACAUCAAUGCAGAUUCUUCUAUAGAAGGUAACUACACAUUAAGAGUUGAUUGUACCCCUCUUCUCUACAGACUGGUGCAUAAUCUGACAAAAGAGAUUUUAAGCCCUGAUGAGGGUUAUGAAAAUAAAUCUCUUUAUGAGAGCUGGCUUGAAAAAGAUCCUGCACCUGAAAAUAACAACUAUCCCAGAAUAAAUAAGCUGGGGUCAGGCAGUGAUUUUGAAGCUUACUUCCAGCGACUGGGAAUUGCAUCAGGCAGAGCUCGUUACACCAAGAACAGGAAAGAAGACAAAUUCAGCAAUUAUCCUGUUUAUCACACUGUGUAUGAGACAUUUGAGCUAGUGGAAAAAUUUUAUGACCCCACCUUCAAGAAACAGCUAACAAUUGCCCAGUUACGAGGCAAACUGGUUUAUGAACUGGCAGAUUCCCAGGUCAUUCCAUUCGACUCUAGAGACUACGGAGAAGCCUUAAAAGGAUACAGCAACAGAAUUUAUAAAUUAGCCAAGAAGCAUGAAGAACAGCUGAAACUUUGUAAAGUAUCAUUUGAUCCUCUUUUUUCUGCUGUGGAGAACUUCUCAAAGGCUGCUGCUGAAUUUCACAGAAGACUUGAACAAGUAGACGAGAAAGAUUCAGUAGCAGUGCGCAUCAUGAACGAUCAGCUGAUGUUGGUAGAAAGAGCUUUCACUGAUCCUCUGGGCUUGCCAGGAAGGAAGUUUUACAGACAUGUCAUCUUGGCCCAAAGCAGCCACAACAAAUAUGCAGGAGAAUCCUUCCCAGGAAUCUAUGAUGCCAUGUUUGAUAUUGAAAGCAAAGCUGAUCAACUUGAAGCCUGGGAAGAAGUGAAGAGGCAGAUUUCCAUUGCAGCCUUCACUGUGCAGGCAGCAGCAGACACACUGAAGGAAGUAGCAUAAGAUGAAGGCUUUGAAAAGUCCCAGAGCAGAGUGUGGCACACAGAGCUGUCAGGCUGCUGCAGUGUCCCAGUGUCCCCGACUGCCUGCCCUGCCUCAGUCUCCAGCCUCCCAAACCACACGGUAGGUGUGCAGAGCUCUGUGUGCCAGAGAACUCCUGAGACAGGGAUUGCUGCAUCUCUGCUACUGACAGAACUUUAUGAACAGCUCUGGAUGGAAGCAAAUUUGGGGAGAAGUGGGAAGAGGGGGAAGCAGGAACAAUCAGUUUCUGAUUAGAAUUUUCCGAGAGAUCUACCAGCUUUGAGGACCCAGUGUUUUGCAUGUACAGUUAUGAAAACAAUUAUUUGCCAAACUACCUGCAAAUUUGUCCACAGCAGUGAUCAAUAGCACACAUUUUGAUGGAAAAAAUGCAAUACUCAGCCUGUACCUUUUUCUUGUUCUGAUAAUUACUUUUAUAAUAGGAGACACCAAAGGCAUCUCUGCAGUUCAGAAUCUAUUCUGCAGGACUGGUGAAUGCUCUUUACACUGAUUUGCUUUCUUUUCCCUGAAAAAAUAAAUAAGUGACUCUCCUACUGAUUGCCAAAGCAGUACUAGCCAUUCUUGAUAAUCAAGGAAAACAGCUGAAAUCCAAAAGCAUGCUCUCAGUGGAGUGCACAUCCAUCCCUCUGAAAGUCUCUAUGCAUCUCACUCUUUUACUUGCACUUUGGAAAAUAAAGAUUUUGGGGGGUAACCAAAAGCUGACCUCUCUGCGCUUUUUGGCACUUUCUCUAGUUCUGAGCCCAGGGCCGCUUUUGUUCCUGUUUUUUCCCAGGCAAUCUCUUUCAUAUUUUUUCCAUCUGAAGGAGCUGGAGGGUACUGUUACUAUUAGCAUGGAGCUUGAGAUAAUUCUGUCUUCAAGUAAGACCUGAAGAAUGUUUCCCAUCAGGAGCUGAUUUUAUAUUCAAAGAGGAACUGAAAUGCAUGAGAAGGCCAGUUGUACAAAACUGUUUAGUUCGUAUAAAAAGAAAAAAAAAAUUAAAAAUUUCUUGCUUCAUUUGCCCUUUAGGUGUAAUUCUCAUCUACAUGCUUUAAAAUGAAUAAAAGUGCUAGAAUUUUACUGAAUCACAUUCCAUCUUGUGGAAACUGACAUUAACCAAUUUCAUCUCUUAUGUAAAAUAUACUACAGUUUUUGUCACUACCAUAAAUUGUACCAUGUUGUGGGAAAAAAAUUAUUUUUGUUUUAUGGGGAAUAGAACAGAUGUGGCCCUAAAAAGGACAGAAUUAGAAAAGCAGGACAGAGUUGUUGUUCUCAUCUCAGAUGCCUUGAAUUCAGACAAGAGAACCAGAAAUAACUUGUGAGAAGUUGUUUUGGGGGAUAUAUGCCACCAAGAAGAGAGGCUUUUACUGGCAUCGCCUCCAAUACACCUCCAUGAAAGAUGAAGGAUUGUGUGCCUGUGAAUGCUGUUCUCAUAAUUUACUGUUCAAUUGCUUUUCACAGAUCAAGCCUUAGGCACUUGAGGAGGAAAUUACACUUCCACAGUCCAUGCUGCACCUCUUCUGUUGGGUAAUGGAAUGCAAAACUGACCUUGUCAGCACGUAAGAGACAAGAGUAGCUGAUGCUGGGGCACAGACCAGGUGAUUCUUGCCCUUUGCUCUGGCAAGGCUCCACCUGGAAUGCUGCUUCCAGCCCUGAGGCCCCAACAUGUGGGCCUGUUAGAGCAAGUCCAGAGGAGGCUAUGAAGAUGAUCAAAGGGGUGGAGUAUCUCUCUCAUGAGCACAAGACUGAGAUGGCUAGGGCUGUUCAGCCUAGGAAAGGGCAGGCUCUGGAAAAACCUUAUUUACAGCCUUCCAAUAGCUAAAGAAGGCUGAAGAGGGACUGCUUACAGGGGUGCGUAGUGACAGGACAAGGAGGAAUAGCUUCAAACUGGAAGAAGGUGGGUUUAGAGUAGACAAAAUUCUUUACUGUGAGGGUGGUGAGGCACUGGUACGUUGCCCAGAGAAGGUGUGGAUACCCCAUCCCUGGACCAGACUGGAUGGAACUCUGACCAACCUGGUCUAGUGGAAGGCAUCCCUGCCCAUGGCAGGGGUGUUGGAACUAGAGGAUCUUUAGGGGCCCUUCCAGCCUAAACCUGUUCUAUGAUCCUAUGAACAGCAAUUACAUUUUUGUUGUUCUCUUUACUUUUACUUAACUGGGGACAUUCACAGUUUUCAUCUCCACAUCUGUAGCUGAACUUACUGCUUAAGGAAAUCUUGCAGUGAUGUGACUGGUACAUAACUGCACUGGUUUUUUUUUUUUUUUCCCCUUCUCUCAAUUAUGUGCCCUUCCUGCUCCAUCAUAACUUUACAUUAGCUACAAUGGGCAGUACUGAAUGUGCUCCCAAGGGAGGGUUAGGAUAUGUAGAUAGUGGAAAAAAGCCUUUAGUGCACCGUCCUUCUGAGCCACAGCCAACUUUGGACCUGCCAGCGGUUGCUGCUGUAGGAUCAUCAGAGUGUAAGGCAAACAAGGAGUUUCCACAUUGCAAAGAAAUAUUUAAUGAAAAUUUCUUCUUCCUCCAUUUACAGAAAUGUAUAAACCAGUGAACAAAUGUUUCACAAGUAAACGUAAUUUUUUCAGUGGUAGCUAACCUUUGAGGUUCUGUACUAUUACCUUGCUGCUGCAAAAGAACAUACAAUCUCUCCUUGCUUCCCUGUGCAGUUUGAAGCUGUAAGAAUAAAUUACAGCUCACAGCAGGCUGCAUGCACAGCUGGCAUUGAUUGCUUUGUUCCUCUUGUCAACUUAAUUGAUAACUGUGUGAAUGUGAGAUUCAUCAUGACCAGCUACAUCCUGAGAAGUACACAAAAUAUAUUAAAUCUAUUUCCAUCCCUGUCUAUAAAGUUCUACUGAGGAAGAGCGAUAUCCAAACCCUUAUAAAUAAGGAAACCAAACCACUUAAAAAUGGCUUAUGCUAACUAAAUUCCACAAAAUCCCUUAUUCUUGGUAUUGAAAGGAUCAGUUACUCAGAUCUCCAAUUGCCUUUCCUUCCUCAAUGAGCAGAGUCUUAUGUUCUGUAGAUAAGCAAACAAGCCUCUGUUGCUGUCCCCCAGUGCAAAGUGUAGCUCUGCCUUCCCAUAAUUUUAAAGUGGGGGAAGGGAAUUUUUCAUACUCUUACAAAUGGGUAACACUGUCCUUCCUCAAUUCCAGUUGCCCAGUUUCUUCACUCAGCCUGGCUGAAACAAUCAGUAAAUCCUACAAAUGGGAGAAACCGACCCUUCAGCCUAGUAGACUGGAGCUGCAAAAAAAAUCUGGCAAAAUUAAACUUGGAUGGAUCAAGUAUCACUUGGAUAUUUGGGUUGUCAAUUGUCUCUUUAGAAAAUCAGUUCCAAAGGGACAGUGCCUGGAACUUUAUUUCAGCUUGGAGACAAACUUUUUAGCAGGACCUGUUGCAUUAGUACAAGACGUAAUAGUUUUAAAUCGAAGAAGGGUCAAUUUAGAUUAGAUACAAGUAGGAUUUUUACAAUGCAGAUGAGGAAACACUAGAACAAGUUGCCCAGAUUGAUGGCAGACACCCCAUCACUGGAAACAUUCAGGGUGAGAGUCCUGAAUAACCUGAUCUAGCUGAAGAUGGCAAUGGGAUUUGACUGGAUAGCCUUUAAAGAUCCCUUUCAACCUUUGUUUGAGCCUAUGAUUAAGAUUCUCUUAUGGUUGAAAUACCUUUGGCUUGCCUUUGGAAAGAAAUCUGUAACCCUAAUGCUUGAAUCUCCAGGUGACACUCUGUCAGACUCAUCUGGGGACCCUCUCUGCAGCUGGUAGAAAUUGGACAUGCACAACCUGGUUUUUUCCUUUCUAAAUUCCCUUAGUUUUAUUCAUAGGAUUUCAGUGUACAGUUAACAGUGCUAUUGAAAAAGCUGAAUGAUGGUGAAAAUCAUGAACUUCCCUAUGGCAGUGCUUUGAAGACAACACUAAUUAAAUGAAACACAGAAAUCUUUCUUCUGCUGUUCAGAGCAGAACCAAAGUGCUCUGUUCCUCAAACAGCACCUGCUCAUAUAAAGUGUCCUUAGAGAAACCAGCAGGAGCUGAAUUUAGCAAGCAGUCUUUGUUAAGGUAGAAGAUUGUUCCCAUUGCACCACUGAGACUUGUGCCAAUUAGAAUCCAUAAGGUCAAGGAUGCUCCUGUCAGAUCAACAGUGCUUCUCCUAAUGGAUUCUGCACCCUUAAACAUCUUCUUCAGCUUGGGGAGCUCAAGGUUUCUAAGAGGAGGAAUAAGAGUGCUUUGUUAGGCACCUCAUGCAGGAGGAGCUGGACCUGGUUCAAUUAAACUCCAAACAUGUUCCAACCUUUCAUUAAGGGAAAGAACAGCAGAGGCAAUAAUAGAAAAGCAUUUCACAGCACGGUAUUGGAUAAGAAUAGACUUGCUAAGUUUACAUGGCACCUUCCCCAGAUGUGCUUUGCUAGCCUGCUGACAGUUCAGCUGACGUGUUCCUGAUGCUGCCAUCCACAUCACUUCCAAACUUGGUUGCACUUUUAGAAGGAAACCCAAGUCACAGUGCUGGACACAGUGACUGUUGUGACAACACACCCUUAUGUAACCCGUAAGAAGCAGAUCACGCAGAGGAAACAUGGCCAGCUGUGAACACUGAGCACUGAAAGAUUUAGAUCUGAGGUCACUCAUCCCUUCAGAUAUUUCUGGAACCACCACCCCCCUACUGAAGCAUUGCUUUUGUUUUCUCAGCUCUGUCUCCUAAGCCAUAUUUUCACACUCUACACCAGAGCCUGCGUGCCUGGACGCCACCUUCCUGCACUAAAGCUCUCUUCAGUCUGCAGCACACGCCGUAUUAUGCUGGCACUACCCUUACAGCAGUGUGGGUACUGCCAGCAGUCAUAGUGUCGUCCAAUGCCAUGGCAGAGGAGUCACACAUAAGCAUCCUGCCAGUCUUACAGGCAGGAAGAAACACACUUUGUAAGUAAAGACAGGUUCAUUGUUGGUAUGCUCGAAAUCUUAACUGUGUGAUUGAAGAAUGAUUAGUCUCUAUGAUUAAAGAAAAAAAAAAAAGAAAUUGUAGUACAAACCUUUCAAUGGAAAAGCAGUUACAUUUAUGAGCUGUUUCUCUUCCUGGGAUCUCUGCUAUCCAGCAGUGCCCCUUCUCCAAUCAUCCUGUAUCAGUAGUCCUCUACACCACAUCCCAUACCUCAGUUUUCAAGGCCCCUGCAUGUAUCCCUCCGUGACAUGGCACUAGAGUCAGCAGUAUGUUGCUCUACACAGUAAACCUGCUUUAGUUUUAGUAGUUAUAUAAAAAAAAAAAAAAUGUCUACAAGCAACUACAGAAUGAGAAACAAGGUAAAACCAAGUCAGACAACAGCCACUCGGACAUGAGAAAAGUUUUAACAGCCAAACAAGCUAGAACAAAACUGCAGGCAGGUUUAAAGAAGUUCAGACAAAGCAAGCCUGGCAGGUUCUGGGACCCUGCAGAGCUGGAAUGAAGCUUCUGCCAUGCUACCAGCCACAGGAAUCCUGUGUUCAUUGGACUCUCAGCAGAGAUCAGCAUCUGGGGACUACAUGGGGGACGUCCCAAGUUUUUUAAAGAAAAAUCAUUAAGGACAGGUGUUUAUCCAUAGUCAUAUGCACACUUAAGUGUCCAAUCCUGUAAACCUGAGAAAUGGAUGAAAUUAAUCAGGCUUUUCUUUCUGUAUUUUCAAACUACUCUGCUCACCCAAUUCAGCCUGCGUGAGCAAUUCAACCAAGAUUUUGGUUUUGCAAAUACCAUUCUUGUCACCUGCAGUCUGAUAAAAAACAACCUACCUGAGAACCAGAUAUUUGUAUAGGAUUCAGAUUGCAACUGCAGGACUUGGCACUUGCCUCUCAGGCAGCAUUACACUUUGUUUCGUACUAAAACACAAUUACCAGAAUAUGGAGAACCUCUGGCAAAAUCUAUCAGCUCUCUAACAGCUACUGCUCACUCUGCACAAAUCUACACUUCAAACUUCAGUGAAGAACACCUGCAACGCAUGGAGGAAAAGGGAGGACGUACAACGCCGCAGGUUGCAACGCACUCCUUAUAGUUAUGCUUAUUGAAGUACCCUUAUGGGGCAGUUUAAGGAAAAACAUAUGUGCAUUAUAUAAUACAACUGUAAAAUACAAAAACUCAUUAAAAAUUACACAUGGUUUAGCUUAAGAUUUAUGCACUCAGCAUUUGGGUAUUAUUACUAAACCACACUGAAUUUUUGGCCACUUUUCACUGUAGAAGUCCCAACCAUACCCAAGUCUUCAGUCAAGGUGUGCCAAUACAACUGUUUAAUUAUAAAUGCAACAAAUUUAAGUGGCUGUUUUGGAAAGUAAAAUGUUGCUGAGGAAAAAUAACAGCAAAAGAAGCACUGACUAAUGCUCACACAGCAAGGAGGUGGACCCUUAAAAAGGUAUGUGAGAAAAGCAUAAAACACUGUCAAGCUCAGCUGUUGGGAGUUGUUCAUUUGUAUCAUCCUUAGCACAUCUUCUCUGAAUUAUUUUUCAACAACAAAUAUGUGACAAUAUUUGCCACUUCGCUUCCCCGGCUAGCUGAUGUUGAGAGUGAGGGGCGGCAGUUUUUCCCCCUGGAGCUCCUUGAAUCCCAGUUGUCAGUUGUUUUGGCGCAGUAUAAAACACAGGCAGCGCACAGGGGUCCCAGGGAAAC